Contarinia nasturtii (swede midge) is the source of this 2139-nucleotide messenger RNA. Its product is annotated as outer dense fiber protein 3-like. The record is from RefSeq and is a predicted model, not a curated record. The transcript has 13 exons. Lineage: Eukaryota; Metazoa; Arthropoda; Insecta; Diptera; Cecidomyiidae. Gene Ontology annotation, cellular component: cytoskeleton. Bases 425 to 1972 code for a protein of 515 amino acids.
AUCGAACCGUUGUUGCGAACAGUCGUAUACUGUUUUUCACUCUCCUCAACAUUCACAAGUCGAACCAUAAAUAAGAAAACAAUCUUUACCAAUAUAAAAAAAAUUGUCGAUUGUGUAGGAUUUCAAAACUUUGUUUUAUUGCUUGGAUUUAUUAAAAAAUUUGUUCCAUAAAAAGAGUUCUCUUUUUUGAUCAGAAAUUCAUUGUCGACAUUUUUAAGCUAUUUUAUUACAAACUGUUUUGUGAUAGUUAAAUUUCAACUGCAAAAAAAAAUCGCUGAGAACAAAUCAAACAAAAAGUGAAAUAAACAUAAUCAUCUUUGAAAUCCAAUCACUGAAUAUACAACCAUCAAAAAGAGAGUACAAACAUAUCGACACAAUUCGCAUAUAAAUCGAACAACCGUUUUGAUACUGAUAUCGAAAUACAAUGCCUGUCAAACAACAACCGUGGACUCCGACUACGCGUCGUGGACCCAUUGCUGCUGAACUAAAAUCACCAGCGCCAAAUUCCGUUGAAUUACCGCCGCUUCUAGCGUCCAAGAAGCCAGUUUAUACUUUGGGUUAUCGAAAUGUUCUUGAGCGUUUAUCCACGACACCAGGACCGGGAUCUUACGAGCCCGAGAAAUAUAAACAGGAUUAUCAACCGGCCUUCUCCAUGGCCGGAAGGCAUAAUAAUGAGAAAUUGAAUCAAACACCAGCUCCUGGAUCUUAUUCACCGGAGAAACAUAAUUUAAACCAGCCGGCUGCGUUUAGUUUCGGAUCCCGUCCAGAAAAGAAAAUAAAGAGCGAUUCACCAGCUCCUAAUCAUUAUCAACCCGAGAAGUGCAAUCUUGACCAUCAAGCUGCCUACAGUUUUGGCUUACGGCCAGAACAAAAAGUGAGAAGUGACACUCCCGCUCCCAAUCACUACGCUGCCGAAAAAUAUAAUUUCAGCCGUACGCCAUCGUUCACAAUGCGAGGAAGAAGAAAAGUUGAAAAACCAGACUUAACACCCGCUCCGUGUGCAUAUUCACCUGAGAAGUUUACUCAAUUGAAAGAUUCAAAUGGAUUUAGUUUUGGAAUAAAGCCACAACAAAAAAUUGAAAGCACGGCACCAGCCCCAAAUCAGUAUGAUCCAGAGAAAUCGAUAAAACUUCUUGAUUAUCAACCGGCAUUUUCGAUCUCGGGACGACCAAAGCCAGAAAAAUUGAGCCAAACACCGGCUCCAUCAGCAUAUUCGCCUGAGAAGUGCAAUAUCGAUCAUCACGCUGCCUACAGUUUUGGAUUGCGUCCAGAACAAAAAAUCAAGAGCGAUUCUCCUGCGCCAAAUCAUUAUCAACCUGAAAAGUGUAAUCUUGACCAUCAAGCUGCAUACAGCUUUGGAUCACGUCCAGAACAGAAAAUUAAGAGCGAUUCCCCUGCGCCAAACCAUUACCAACCUGAAAAGUGCAAUCUUGACCAUCAAACUGCCUACAGCUUUGGAUCACGUCCAGAACAGAAAAUCAGAAGUGACACACCUGCUCCAUCAGCAUAUUCUCCGGAAAAGGCCGCCGUUCAUUUGAAAUAUUCGCCAGCAUUUUCAUUUGGAUUGAAAGUGUUAAAGGAACGACAUUCAGAUACGCCAGCUCCGAAUGAAUAUACCAUACCGACAGUUUUAGGGUCUAGCAAAGAAGCACAUAUACGAUCAGCGCCUGCAUACACUUUAAUAGGUAGACAAAAAACAAUUCAACCGCAACAUAUCCGUUUCCCAGGGCCAGGGAGCUAUGAUCCUGUUGCAGAAGUCGUUAUGCAUAAAUCACCACAAUUUUCAAUGGGGCAAAGAAUAUCAAAAACUUCAAAAAACGGAGGUCCAGGACCUGGUUCUUUUUUUCCGGAAAAGGUGAAUCUUUCCCAUGUUCCUGCUUUUAGUUUUGGCAUACGGCAUUCGGAGUAUCUCGGAAAUUUCACGGCUUUGAAAAAAUCAUCAAAAAAUAUUGCAAAGAAUGCAAAGUACUAACCAAAACAACCAACUGUUGUUACAGCCUUAACAAUGAUUUUUUCCUCCUCCUCCUCUUCUUCUUUGGACAUUCGAAAUCGAAAAAUUGUAAUUUUUGCCAUUCUUUUUUACAUUAAUUGAUGUUUCUUUUUAUUACUAAUUAAAAUGUUGUUUAUCAAAAGAAAAAA